Messenger RNA from Arachis stenosperma, 3253 nucleotides. Its product is annotated as F-box protein CPR1-like. Gene Ontology annotation, molecular function: protein binding. Lineage: Eukaryota; Viridiplantae; Streptophyta; Magnoliopsida; Fabales; Fabaceae. The coding region runs from base 2 to 1183 and encodes 393 amino acids. The record is from RefSeq and is a predicted model, not a curated record. The transcript has 6 exons.
CAUGGAGAAGAAGCAGAAGAGCAUUGACGACAUCCUCCCUCAUGACCUGAUUCACAGAAUCUUACUGAGAGUGCCGGCCAAGCAUCUCGCUCGCCUCAGGUGUGUUUCGAAGCUCUGGUACUCUCUAAUUUCCGAUCCACAAUUUGCGAAAUUGCAUUUUCACCACUCUCCCGCAGCCACCAACGCAACCAUCUUCAUAGACCACAUAAACCGCACUGUGGCUUACUUCGUUUACUUAGAAGCACUAUUUAGUGACGACAUUGAUACAUCACCCGUAAAAGUGGUGCCUCCCCCUUUCAAGAAGAAAAAGCCACCUACUGAUUUUGAGUUCCUGGGAUCCUGCAGAGGCUUUGUUCUUUUACAUCGAGACCCACAUUUUCUUGUGGUAUGGAACCCACUGACUGGAUACAGCAAAAGAAUAUCCUACUCUCGUAUUGCUUCUCGUUGUGUGUACAAGGAUAUUAGGCUUCCCUGCAAGUUCUAUCUGUAUGGAUUUGGUUAUGAUGCUUCACAGGAUGACUACGUAGUUGUUGUAGCUUGGCAGGAUAAGGAUUACCAUUAUCACUUGGAUUACUUGUCCUUGAGAACCAAUUCAUGGAUUAAUCUCGAUGCUGCAUUCUCCAAACCCUCGGGUGUUUUUGACAUCAAUUCUUGUGGGUUGUUCUUGAAUGGUGCUAUUCAUUGGCUGCCUCACUCUCCUAAAACUUUUAGGGAUGCUAUUCUUAUCUUUGAUCUGAAGGAGAGGACUUUUUCAAGGAUAUCUGGGCCGGAACAACCUGUAAUGAGUGCAUUCUCCUAUUCAAAUCUCGCCCUACUAGGAGGCUGCCUAGCCUUGUAUUAUCGCAAUGAUUUUAGCCAUAAAACUCACAUAUGGGUGAUGAAAGAAUAUAAAGUGCACUCAUCUUGGACUCUCUAUGAGAUUCCUUGCAAAGUCUAUCAGCUAUUCUGCUUAUCCAGUAAUGGUGAUAUUAUUGUAAGAGGUUAUGAUAAAGUAGAAAUAGGUUACUUCAUAUAUAAUGUCAGAGGAGACCUGCUCACACAUUUUAAAGAUCUUUAUUAUCCAUUCCGAAUAACGGAUCCUGUGUAUACAGAGAGUCUCUUGCCAUUCCCUAGUGACAUUAAGGAUAAGGAUAAGAAGAAGAUGAAAAAGAAGAGGAAGGAAAACAGUGUAAUGCAAUGGUGAUCUUUUCUGUAGGCCAACAGAAUCAGAAAGAUGUCAAACAAGGAAAGAGAAUUUAGAGAGAAUGACUGAACAACAGAGACACUUAAUUCUACUGGAAAGUUGCGGAUUGGUGUGGCUGAGCAAACUCUCUUAGCUGCAUUAGGCCAAGCAGCAAUACAGAGUGAAGAACAUUGUAAACCACCUGCUGGUACUAAAUCUCCUUUGGAAGAGGUGAGUUAAUCUCAUUGUUAGUUUGUUUUUGAUUUGGUGUUACAUGGUGCAAGGAGUUAAUCAGUAUAAACAGCUAGCUCCUCGGCUUUCCUAGCUCCAUUGUCUCGGAUAGGGACCAAUCUUUAUGAGUCACUUUUGGCGGAGAUUAUUUAACUUGCAAGCCACUACUUUAUCAUUGAGCUCGGCAUACCACCCACAAACGGACGGAAAAGUAAAAUAGUGAAUAAGACAUUGGAGAUGUAUCUUCGUUGCUUCUGUUUCGAGAAUCCCAGGUUAUGGUUCGAUAUGCUACCUUAGGCCCAGUAUUGGUAUAACACUUCUUAUCACAGAAGCAUCAAAAUGUCCGCAUACAUGGCUCUAUAUGGUCGUGCCCCCCCAAGUCUCAUUAGAUAUGAAUUCUCUCAUGUUGACGAACCACUUAAGGCCAAUCUCAAUCGUGCCCAACAAUAUAUGAAGACGUUUGCAAAUAAAAAUUAUUGCAAUGUUGAAUUUGAAGAGAAUGAUAUGGUACUGGUUCGUUUACUGCCUUACCGCCAAUACUCAGUGGCUUUGAGGAAAAAUCAGAAGUUAGGAAUGCGAUACUUUGGACCAUUUCGCAUUCUCGAAAAACUUAGCUCGGUGGCCUAUAAAGUCGAACUUCCUCCAGAGGCUAAGAUUCAUAAUGUGUUCCAUAUUUCAGUGUUAAAGAGAUUCCAUGGAGAUAACGCUGAUCAGUACUUGCCAUUGCCUCUACAGACUAGUACCAAGGGUCCUUUACUUGAGCCUUUUCGGGUUCUGGGAUUUCGCACCAUUCUCAGACGUGGAAAACCAGAACACUAGGUCCAUGUGCAGUGGGAAAUUAGAGACACUGCAGAAACAUCAUGGAACCAGUUGCCGACAUGACUCGACUAUACCCUGCUUUCAACCUUGAGGACAAGAUUGAUCUAAAUGGAAAGGGUAAUGUAAGAAAGAGAAUAACAGAAUUGGAUUGGAGUGAGCACUCUAAUGCAAGUACUUCCACUAAGGAGAAGUUAGUUACAGAGCAGAGACACCUGGCUACUGACCCUCCUCCUUCGAACGUGCGUAGAAACAUGAGAGGACGCAUCAUAAAUACCAAAUGGAAGGAUUAUGCAGGGUAGUUUGAGCCUGGUCCUCGUGCACUACGAGCAUCGCUGCGUUUCUACUUCACUUUCUUUUCUUAAUUCAUACCACUGUUUCAUUAGUUUAAUUUUUCUUCAAGUAAUACUACAAACUCAUAUAGUUCCAAAUUCCUUGUAAUUACUCAUCUGAAUCAUCAAUACAACAUUUCUUUACGUCUGUAUUUAAGUACCUUCCAAAGAACAACGCCAGAUAUCAAUAUUGAUUUCAAAUACUGGCUUCGAAAAAACAUAAUACUCAAUGAGUUCACUUUCUCAACUGCCCUAUGGUGGAUUUGGCAUGACCGAAACAAUGAUGUGUUCAAUGGCCAACCUCCCUGCUUUUUUCCUGGACGCCUCCUCCUUCGGUGGUAAUCAAGCUCAAUUGUGAUGCUAGCAAUUUGGAGAACCAACAUGCGUCUUGUUUCGGCUUGUGCGAUGUGAAUUGUUUAGGAUUCUCUGUGAUUUAAUUUUAGCUUGGGAGGGUGGUUGGAAAGAAAUCAUCUAUGAAACUGACUGUCUCAAUACCUAUCACGGAGUCCCCCAGAAUUGCUCUAACAUGGCUGAAGAAGGGACUAAACUCUUUGUGAAGAUUUAUAUUAUGAGGCUCUGAAUAGGGACUACUAGACAAUAAUUAACUAAGUAAAAAGGGUUUGAAGUGUUGACAGAUAUACAGAAUCCCCUAAAAACUAAGAAUUCUGACUCAUCAGCCAGGGAAAGUUUGCUUAUUGAUGCCAGCAGUCGG